Poecile atricapillus (Black-capped chickadee) is the source of this 3161-nucleotide messenger RNA. RefSeq lists its product as uncharacterized. The coding region runs from base 1452 to 2156 and encodes 234 amino acids. Lineage: Eukaryota; Metazoa; Chordata; Aves; Passeriformes; Paridae. The transcript is spliced from 5 exons. The record is from RefSeq and is a predicted model, not a curated record.
GCCUUGGGCUGUGGGAGCCUUGGGCUGUGCUCACCCUUGCAGCCACCAUUUCAUCUGCAGCCCCUCACAGACCAACCAGCCCGUGGAGCCCAGGGCCUUGAUGCUAACAGCUGCUGCCUGGAAAGAAUUUGUAGCUUAUUUUGGGCAGGCUUUUGUGGGAGUAAUGACUCCCAGCCCUGUAGCUGGGUGAAGCAGGAUGAUCAUUUGUGCUUAUUCAGCUCAGCUGGUGCUGCAGGUACUAACACAGCCCCUUAACUCCCAGUUCAGUGGUGGGAGGUGCUGCGGGGUGGUGAGUGAGAUUCUUGGUUGUUGUGUUUGCAAAAUGGUUGGAGAUUCUGAAGAGAGGGAGUUUUAGCAGGGGUAGAAAAGGCAGGUCUCUGUGAGGAAAAGAGAUGUAAGCAACAGGAUCUAGAGCAUCUGGAGGCAGAAGUGGAGUGAAGGUUUGUGGGGCUUGUGAGCUGCUCCUGGUACAGAUGCUGUCACUGUCACCCCCACUGGGACUUGUUCCUGGUGCCUUUUCAGAGCAGCAACCCACUGCUGGCUUUAGAGUGAGAUGUUUGUUUUGCUGAGGUUUUUAUACAGUAGUACCUUCUGCACUGUGCAGAAAGAUGCAAGAAAGCUAGCUAGGAAAGAGAUAAUGGGAAGAAUAGGAAAUUUUAUUUGGAAGAAAUAGUUCCUCAUUUCCUAUAAAAAGAACAAGAAGAAAGGGGAUGGAGAUAUGGCUUUAAAAGGGUCAAAUCAGAUCUGCUUCCUUGUGAAAAACAAAGUAGUUUUCCAGUAACUCUGAAAAAAUACUGUUCCUGGUGUUUAAAAACAGUCAAAUGGCUGUGCUGGAUUGUAAGUGAUUAAGAAGGAUGCUCAGAAAGUUUUUUGUGUUCAGCUACAACUGUCCCUCUGCUACAGGGAGAUCAUCUGCUCCAGCAAAUCACAGGAACAUCUUCGCUCAUCCUGCCUGCCUCUGGAGGGAAGAGAGGGGCUCCCCUUGACUGCUGACUCUUCUGCCACCCUGAGGGUCGUGUGAAGGAAACCGGGCUCCAGAAAAUAAAUUGGUGAGAGCGGAGGGGAAAUGUCACAUCCCUGGCUGCCAGGCUUUGCAGACUGGAUGUGUGUGCAUAUGUGUGUUUUUAAAUAUAUAUAAUAUAUGUAUUUAUAUAUAUUAUAUUUAUAUUGAUAUAUGUGUGUAUAUGUAUUUUACAUGCACACUUGGGAAAUGUAGUGACUAAAGGAGUGCAAGCCCCACAGAGUCAGCGCUGCUGCAGAACAGCCUGGAGCCUUGCAAGUGGCACAAAGGGCCAUGGGAGGGUUUCACUCUCGAGUUUUCUUAUUUCUUGCUUAUUUUCCUCUCUUCCAAAGGAGCAGCUCUCCAGGUGGAGGAGGUUGAGCAGGGCCUGUGAGGGUGGAGGCGUGGGCCAGCCAAUAAAGCUGGAGAGGCUUGAGGUGCUGGGAUCGGGAUGGCCUCGGUGAGGAAGAGGCAGCGGAGGAAGAGGAGGGAGACUGGGCAGGCCAUGGAGGUACAUGCUCAGGAAAAGGAGGAGUCUGUUAAAAGCCCAGACUGCAUAGAAAGACUGGCACGAAAAUACAUGCAGAAGUGCACAGUGGAGUCAAGCACGGAGUCUGAGUCUGAAGCCAGGGCAGAGGUUGUGCCUAGUCCACUUGCUGGAGGACUUAAGAAAGUGAAGGAAUCCAGAGGACUACAAUUUUUAGAUCCUUAUGACGGUGAUUCAGAAGAUGCAUCUGUUCACACUGACUGUGGUAUAAAAGAUACACCAUGGCCAAACAGUGCCUCAAAAGCAAUGCCUUUGGAGAAUGCUGAUACUUCAGAAGAUGAACGAUCCUUCCCUAAUCCUCCAAAUGUCAGUGACAUUCAGGCAGUAAAUUACUGUAGAGAAGCCCUGGAGCUUCCUGGCCUCGAGCAGGAUCUGCUGCAAACCCCUGAGCCGCCUCCAGCCACAGAAGCAUUUACCCCCAUGGGGCUGACACCUGACCACGCCUUACCGAUGGUUAUUAACCCUUCAGUCUCCGCGGAUCUCCCUGCAAUCCCGGCUGACACUGAUGGCACAAUGGCCAAGCAGCCCAUAAUUAAAAGAAAACAAAGGAUUCCUACUCCAGAGGAUGCUAGUGAAAAACUAAAGAGAAAGAAAUUCCGUGCAACUUAAUCUAAGGGAUGAAUAAAUAAUUGGACAAACUGUUCUGAAGGAUCAUUCUGGUAGAGAUUUCUUUUGCAGAGCGUAGUGUGCCUGAACUAAACAGGCUGCCUCAAGCCUGUUACAAAUGCACUGCGCGCUGUACAGUAAGCUCUGACAUCCACCUGAAAAACAGAGUCAAGCAAGUUGUCUGGCAAUUCCAGUGAAAAUUAGCAAAGGUACAUCUACAGCAUGACAGAUAAGCUUGGGGCCCAGGUCCUCUGGGAGCACCAGCCCCAGCUCCUGUGUGCAGUACCUGGAGGCAGCUGCUCAGUUUCAGUGUAAUUUCACCAACACUGACAAGGGUUUGUCGAGGAGGGAAAGGAGAAUGACCCCUUGGCUGCAAUUUGCUUCAAUAGCUAUGGCUUGUCUGGCACCUGCUUCAUGUCAUGUUUGGCUCUUGCUGUAUCUGACCUCCCUCUGAGUGAUGAACGACACAGGUUUGACUACCAACAUCUGAACUGACUGCAAGUGCCACAAUCCAGCGUUUAUCUUCUUCAAAGGGGGAGAAAUUGUCUAGUUGCUGCUAACACAGCUGCCCCACAGCUGUUCCUGCCUCUUUUGACCAAUGUUUUGGGCAGUUUCUGUGUAGCUGCCAGAUCAGUGUUUACAAUGUGAUGUGGAACACAUUAGCUCAGAGCUUCUGAAAGCAAUUGUUCAGGAGCUGCAGGAGUGGCGCCCACAGAUGGGAGGCCAGUUAGGGAGCAAAAACUAUCUCUGAUCUCCCUCUCCUAUAUAGUGAUUGCUUUAAUCAGGUUUGGAAUCUGGGUAGUCCAUUUGUGUGGGAGGGGAACUACUAACUAUGAAAGUAUAAUGAUGGCUUGAAAGAUGUUAGUACCAGCAACUUGCUACAACAUUUGUUCUGUACAACUGGCAGAGAAUUUUAGUUUCCAGUUUCUUUUGUAAGAUGGAAAGCCACUAAAAAUAUUAUUUAACUGCUCGCAUUGCACCCUUCCACCUGUAUAUUUAUUUUAUUAA